AUGAUGCGCUGCGUUUUUGCGUCUUCUUCUUUUUCUUCUUCCACAUGUCUGACGAGUGGUCGUUUUUCCAACGAUUCUUCGACGACGACUGUUGUUCACAAAAACAAUCGGAACGUGUUCUCCUCCUCGAAUGCGAAUCAGAGACGUUUAAGACGAGGAGGAAGAGGUGUAUUGGCGUUUCAAAAAGGAGCAGUGGUCUCGUCCUCGUCUGCGAAAGAGCAAGAAGAUUACGAUCGAAGAUUCCAGGAAUCCACCAACGCCGGUUUGAUGUUAAACGGGAACCGAGCGCCGAGAGGCGGCGAUUCCCCACCGGAAGGGAGGUGGAGUUGGACUUUGAACUGGGAUUACAUGACGUUUGAUCGAGAGACGGAGGUACCGAUUGAAAACCCAUCCGAACAGGAGUUAAAGGAAUGCUCGAUGCUUAUUGGCUCUUGUCCGAGAUCUCCGGGAGAUAUCGAUCGGUUGAUCGAUGAAGCCGGGGUGGAAGCCAUCGUCUGUUUGCAGUGCGAGUUGUGCCACGAGGCGAUGGAAAUCGAUUGGGAACCGAUUCGGAAGCGGUGUUUAGAACGGAACGUGGUUAUUUUAAGAGUUUCGGUGAGAGAUUUUGACCGGUUGGACCAGUCCAGACGGCUGGCGGAUAUGACCAGGGCGUUCAAUUUGUUACACGAUGGAUUAGGGAGGAAGACGUACGUCCAUUGCACGGCGGGGAUUAAUCGAGCGAGUUUGACUGUUUUGGGGUAUUUAACUUUUUGUCGAGGGAUGGAGUUGCAAAAAGCGAUGAACAUUAUUCGAACGUGUCGACCUCAGUCGAACCCGUACGAGGUUUCUUGGCAACGCGCGAGGAAGAUGCUUUUGAGCGAACGCGUCGAGGACUUAUACUUGUACGCGAACACGGACGGCGGAGGGUGUUCGAAAGAGGAAGGAGGGGAUUGGAUCGCGAGAGAUAUGGAUAAAGCGGAGAGAGGAAUUAUUCAGCAAAUGUUUCAGAGGAGUCUGGAGGUGGAUAAAGGUCUCUCACACGCGCUUUUGAAUUUGAACCAAGACGGGAAGUGA
This is a messenger RNA of Bathycoccus prasinos, 1053 nucleotides long. RefSeq lists its product with no specific name. The coding region runs from base 1 to 1053 and encodes 350 amino acids. The transcript has a single exon. Gene Ontology annotation, molecular function: starch binding; carbohydrate phosphatase activity. Gene Ontology annotation, cellular component: chloroplast. Gene Ontology annotation, biological process: starch catabolic process; dephosphorylation. Lineage: Eukaryota; Viridiplantae; Chlorophyta; Mamiellophyceae; Mamiellales; Bathycoccaceae. The record is from RefSeq and is a predicted model, not a curated record.